Paramacrobiotus metropolitanus is the source of this 1833-nucleotide messenger RNA. RefSeq lists its product as uncharacterized. The transcript has 2 exons. The record is from RefSeq and is a predicted model, not a curated record. Bases 396 to 1589 code for a protein of 397 amino acids. NCBI's taxonomy places the organism in Eukaryota, Metazoa, Tardigrada, Eutardigrada, Parachela, Macrobiotidae.
AGGGAUCGAUGUGCACCCACAAUUAACUGCAUGAUUAAAUGCAUUUAAUCAUUCAUUGAUCAAACUGCAGAACUGGCGUUAUAGGACUGCAAUCCAGUCUUAUGGUUAUAGUACGAGUACAGUUACCUACUGGUAGUCAGACUACAAAAUUUAUAGUCCACAGUACUGUAUGUCCACAGAUGGCAGGCUGAGGCAAAUCUGUGGUUGCUAAAUGAUGUUUACACUUUAUAGUUUGAAUAUUUCCUUCGUUUUCUGCUCUACUAGGUAGCGAUUGGAGAAUGCUUUUCCGGAAAGAGUUUACUCCGUUUCGACUGGUUUUCAUUCCCGACUGAUCGGAUUCUGAAAGCUGAAUAUGCACAACGAAAGUGUGGCAGGUGGGCUGGAAAAGAGGCAACAUGAUCGCGUACCUGCCAAGAUGCCGUCGCGUGUGCCCCAGUUCGAUUUCCUUCCGCAUUAUGUUGUACGUUCUUGGCUUAUUGGUAGCUGCGUUCGUUGUCCAGCAUCAGCUGCAUCCUGACUGUCCACCUGGUACCGACGGAGAACGCUAUGUCACGUGGGAGAUACCUAGCUGGGCUUAUUUCAACAACCAGAUUCUCCUACAUGUUACGGUUGCGGCCUACAAUCCUCUCCACAGCCGCGUGAUCCUUUCGCCUGGGUUCCAAUUCAAUCCCAUUCAGGGCUUGCAGCAUCUGGUGGUUUUACCGUUUGGUCGAGUAUUUGAACAAAACCUCACCGAUUUCCGUUCAAAAAAGCCUCUCGGAGUGUCCAUGCGGCGAACUGUUUAUCUGCAAGAUGUUAAAAAAAUCCUGGAAGACGGCUGCGGAUACGCCACGGAGCUUGUCAACGAUCGAGAGGAUUUGUGGGGCAAAAUGUACACCCGUUUUGUGGUUCGCGUCUUCCUUUUGGGUUUGCACCAUGACGUUAGCGCGGUGAUUUCGCGCUUCCGCUACACCAUGCCGUUACGACAGUGUAUUGAUUCCGCACUGCAGACUCAUGGCCGGAAAAUCUCGCGCUCCAUUGGCAUUCAUAUUCGCACGUGGAAGCGGGAUGUGUCGGUGGUCAGUCACGCUUGCGACACUAUUAACGGGCAUAACCCGCUGCGAUAUUUAUUUGUCUGUGAUUUAACAACGGAAGCGAUUGUUGCCAGUAUUGAACGGGUGAGGAAAUAUCCUUAUCAGGACCUCUUCCUGGCUACGGAUGAUGUUGAUCAUCCCGUGGUCAAGAGUAUUAUGGCCAAAUAUCCCACAAUUCAGUAUGAGAAAAACGAACUGGAUGAAUGUCUGCGCGGGCAAAAUCUCAGCGCUAAGGAUCUGGAGUUUUGGUCGGCGAUGGCGCAUCCACUGAUACAGAACGAAUUGCUGGUCCAAGCGGAUGCAUUUGUCGGCUCGUUCUUCUCGACGUUUACCCAGGUGGUAGCUAUUAAGCGCGGCAUGGUGCGCGUUGAAUUUUUUCAGACCGAAGGGCAGAGAUUAUUUUAUAGAUUUUUAUAUCCGCUGGGAUUGGUUGUCGUCGCUGUUUUGAUGCUUUUGCCCACGGUGUUUGAUUUUCUUGUUAGGAAAAGUGUUUCUCGUGAUUUUCGGCUUGUUUGACGCUGUGGUUAGUUACAGUAAUUUGAAUUUUUAAUUGUGAUUUUAAUGUUUGUGAAAGUUAUGCAUGAACUGAUGAACCUGUAUAAUGCCUUUGGAGUGCACACAACAGACUUUGAAGCAUUGACAGAUCUGUCGAAUACUGUUGUUCAUAUCACAUAUGCGCUGGCUAAAUGUGAAUUGUGAUGGUACAGCGUUAUGUCACUACGCUGACUUGGCUGUAGUACAGACAAUAAAAUUGAGGUGU